AGAUGUGAACUGUGUGUCCUUCGCUGCUUUUUGUGAUUAAUGUCACCCAAAACUCAAAUCAAGGGCUGACCGGAAGUCGUUUCAAUAUUGUCGAGUGUUAAAAUUUCAUUAGACUAAUGACCAGUAACUUGAGGGAGGAGCUGGCUGAUUCGUUUUCAUGCACUCUGUCGCUCCUGUGACAUUUAUCUUUUUUCCUAUUUGUCACAGCAUAUUAGUGGGAUUAUUACAGUCUUCCUUUGAAAAUGCGCCAACAUUUGAUAUGUAACUAAGGAGUGUUCCUCAAGAAUGCUGAUGUAAUUUUCGAGAAGAGCCCUUCCCCAAAUCUAAAACCGCUCUCCGAGAACGAGGUUAUAUCUCUCAUCUCGGAUAAUAUGGAUGAUGUAAGUGCUACAUUGGAUGGUAGCAUGUAAUUACUGAAGCCUAUGUGAUGAUAUCGGGUUGGAUGAAGGACUGUUGUGUGAAUUCCUCUCUUGAUGUCGUCAUCAUCUUCCAUGACAUGAUAACGUUCUGUAGAAAUACGUCAUUGUUCCGCAUGAAGCCAAGUUCUAGAAAACCUAUCAGUCCUUGGUAGGCAGAUUAGGUAUGCUGAAUAUUUCCGAUGACGUCAUGAGACGAUUACCCAGCUAAUGAAUGUGUGACUUUUCGAGCUUGGUAUUUGGGAAAUAGGAGCGUGAACUGCGUCAUAGAAUUAUUAUUAUUAACCAUAACUAGCCUCUAAAUCGUUCAGAAAAUGUAUCUAAGUUUCGCAGUUAACAUUCUCUGUUGCCUCGGUACCCUACUCUUAAAAAAUCUGAAAACCGUUUGCACUUAGGAACUAUAAUUACGUAACAGGUCCGACACGCCUAUAUCUGCAGCGAUUUUUUCCAGAAAAUUCCAUAAUCAGACCACACCUUUAUAUCGCACGGCAACACUGUUACCGUGAAUCUACUGUGCACUGUGCAGGGUAUUUCGGGUACCUUCUACUAAUGUUACAGUUUCAGAUCGCCUCUAGGCAUUCUGACUUCCUUUUAUGGGCAUUAAGAUAGUAAACAAUCAGCAUCGAGCUGCUGAUCAUAUAUUUCACGACUGCUGUCAUUGUCGUAGUCAGUCCUUCUUGUUCCUUCUCAACUGUUCCUGUCGCUACGUAAACCUACGGAUCUGAUAGAAUUUUACAAUUUGCCACGGCUAGAAGUGUCCACUCUUCAAAAAUCUGAAAUGUUACCUCCACUAUUACCGACUCGUGUCUUAUCGGGGUCGUCUCAGUUGGCCCCCCCAGAGAAGUCACCUCGAACCAGGCUUACUUCUCCACUCGACUGUAUUAACCCGUUUUCUUUCUACCUUGCUUUAAAGUGUCGGGAGUAUAUCCACAACUACAUCACCCCCCGCAUCAUUGCCAUGUCCUACCCGGCCCAGGGAUUGGAGGCUGCCUACCGAAACAAGCUUAAAGACGUGGCUGAACUCCUCGAGUCCAAACACAAGGACAAGUAUUUGAUAAUCAACGUCAGUGACAGAAGCUAUGACACCAGCUUUUUUAAGAAUCAGGUAGUAGAGUUCGGCUGGCCUGAUCACCAUGCCCCCUCGAUGAAUCUGCUGAUCUGUAUUGUUAAAACUAUGGACAGUUGGCUCCGUGAGGAUCCUGACCACGUCAUAGUGUGUCACUGUAAAGGUGGCAAGGGACGCACAGGGGUCGCCAUAGCUGCAUACAUUCAGUUCAGUAACAGAAACCUUACUCCUGAAGAGGCCCUGGGCAAGUUCGCAGACAAACGGUUCUAUGAAGAGUCACUAGGGGGCGUAACCCAGCCUUCACAGCGCCGUAUGGUGCAUUACUUCAGUUCUAUUCUUAAGAAUGAAAUCCAACUUGAGAACAGACAGCUAAUUUUAAACACUCUUAUUCUGUUUGGCUGUCCUCAGAUAGACGGUAAACAUGGCGCCAAGAUCUGUUUCUGUGUUUAUGAGGGACUGAGAUUAGUUCACACUACUAAAGUGUACGGAGUAACUCCAGACAGAGAACACGUGUAUAUCAACUUUGACAAUCUCAAACUUCAGUCUGAUGUUAUGAUCAAAGCUUUUCACAUCGGUAAAACCGGACAAACUUGCAUUCUGCGUGUUCAGUUCCACACAGCCUUUGUGAAGAAGGAUUACAGUAUGGUGUUCAGGAAGAAAGAUAUCGAUAUCGCCUGCAGAGACGACAGAUUCCCAGAUGAUGGGGUGCUCCAGGUUAUCUUCAAGCCUCGUGCCAGUGUGGUGACAGAUACUUUAGACAGUUCUGCCCAUCAUUCUCUCAUUACUGAUCAGAAAGAGGCUCAAGAGUUGGAGCAGCUGACUCAGGACAUUUCCCUCAUGAGCUUUGACUACGCUGACUUUUCCUCCUUCUUCACUGACAACCCGUUGAGUGAAUCUCUUCAGAAUGAGUUAGUAGAUGGCAUUUUGCAGCUACAUGAUGAUUACAAGCUGAUAUCACCUCUUCUCCCAUUCUCCCCCUCUCCUCCUCCUUCUUCUGAUCAAGACAGUGGAAAAGGUGAGAGUCCCCCUGCUGGAGCUCCACCCCCUCUACCACCUAAGGGCAAGAAUAAGGAUAUUUCUCCUAGAGGCAGAGAUUGCUCCUUGAAUAGGAGCAGGGACUGCUCUCUCAAUAGAAGCAGAGAGAAGCCUCUUCCUAGAAGAGAUAAUUCCCUCCCAAGCAGAGAAAAUUCUGUCCCAAAUAGGGACAAUUCUCUCCCCAAAAGAGACAAUUCUCUCCCUAAGAGCAAAGAAGCUCGCCCGAAGAGUAGAGAAAUGAUCCUGGAUAACACAGCUCGUCCAGCAUUACCUCCAAGAAGUGGAGCUCGACCACCUCCACCAGAAAAUGCUAACAUCCUCACUAGCUACCUUGUUGAGAGCAAGGAAGAAGUUGAUUAUCUUUCAUUUGAAAUAGCAACCCCUGUCAGAAACCUUGUGGAACACUUUGAGAGGGAAGAUGAAACUAAUAACUUUGAAAAGGAAGAUGAGAAUAACAACUUCGUAAACUGGGUUAAAUUUGACGAAGAAGAUGAGGAAAUAGACGAUGCUCUGAUAGAUCUGAAAACUCCACCCGGAACCAUGUCGCCACCUGAUGCUGUUUUCAAGGACAAGUCUCUAGAGCGCCCUUGUAAGAGCAAGCUAGCUGCUUCCGCUUCAGAACCUGCAGAGGGCUGCCAGAAUCGUCGAUCUGCUCAUAUGGACAGAGACAGAAACAAACACACAACCGUGGAAAGGAAAACUAAAUCUUUGGAGUUAAACUCAGAGAAUACUGUUGAUAACACCGAGAAGGAAAAAGGCAAGGGAGAUCGCAAAUCCACAUACAUACCAUAUUUGAGACGGAAGGAGUCCAUAAAGAAGGACAAGUCUGGAAAGAAACAAUAUGUGCCGUAUAAGAACCGAACAGAUAGUUUUGGAACCAACUCCAGAUCAAGUUCGGAAAGUUCUGGAUCAUUCCUCUCCCCGCCACCCUUACCUCCACGAGGAGACAAAGCAGCACCAGGGCCAGGGUUUGGACCUACCACCAACGCUACUCUUUCUCAAGAGAUGUAUUGUGAUUCUGACGACAACUUGGCUGUGCCACCUCGCAGAUUGGGAUCACUCUCCAAAAGCAUGGACCAUCUCCCGAGCAGUAAUAAGGUUUCCAUGGAGUUCGACACCAGACAAACAUCUGAUCCAGACUCAGUAGAGUUCAGUUUACAGAACUGGGAGAGAGCACAAAAGAGGAUGAUAAUUCAGCAAACGAAGACCAUUUGGUUCAGGCCGGAUAUCUCUCGGCAGGAAUCGCAAGCCACCCUCGUUUCACAAUGUCCUGGUGCUUUCAUCAUUAGGACCAGUCAAACUAAACCCAAUUCUUUCGGACUGACGAUCAGGCUGGACGACGGGCAAACACACGAAAAAUUCGAUCUCCACCCCGGGUCUCACAAAGUCAGCAAUUUCCUUAUCUUGAGGAAAGAUAACCGCAAUCUCUUUAUCAACGGUUACAACGACGUGGACUUCCUUACUCUAGAGGACCUAGUAGAGCACUUCACAAAUCACACAGGAGGACUGCCUCACCCUCUUUGUGUACCGACACAGCCAUACGCGGACCGCAUUGAGAAAGUAGUCCCCAUGUUGCUGCGUAACGUUAACUUCCCCGUGUUUAUCCUCGAGAAGAGGUGUAUUAGAUACCUCCCUCUGGAUAGUUUCGAGGAGGACAAUGUUAAGACCCUGCUGAACGAGACCAUCUCUCAGCUGGACGUGGAGGAUGUGCGUCUUAUCUCCAUGUCCGUCACAAAACACGGCAUCACUCUCACUGACCCGGACUGUGUUCUAUUCGACGUGUACAGCAUCCCGUACAAACAAAUCAAAAACUGUGAGAUCGGGUCCCGCGAACAAAUCGUAUCUCUACCGAACACGUACAGUACGAAAACAGCCAGCACCUUCGGUUUGAUUCACCGAGAUAAGGAUAGUGAGAUCAUUUACAUAGCUUUAGCGGAGUACGAGGAUAAGGGCAUCUUCAUCACUAAAACUAUCAACAAGUUUAGAUCGUAUUUGGUGUGAAUACGCGUUUUUAAUGGUUGUUACAACCGAUUUGAAAAAUUCCUAGUAUUACGGAUUAUGAUGUUCCUUCUCUUUUUAUUUGUAUAGAUACAUUUGGGGUGUAAUAUAAACUGAUUCACAUGAUCUGAUUUUAGAUUAUUUUUCAUGUGUUUUAAAUUCUGUUAAAUUCUUGAUUCUUAUGAGAUUAAGAUGAUGAUGUGUUUUAACGUUAUUCAUUAUGCAUUGGGGCAUAUGACUUAACACUGCCGUAGCGCCACCCUUGUCGAUUACAUUUAUGUUUUAUAUUAGAAUUGAAUUAAAUAUUUUGAUAGAAAUUAUUAUGUGAUUGACUCAGUAGCUGAAGCAGAUUCCAUUGAACACUGCUCAUGUUUCUAUUAUUACCUUUUGGAUGUAUAAAACACUACCGCAUUUUAUCCAGUUAUAUAAUUUAUUAAAUCGUUUUUAAAUCUGAAUUCGGUGAGGGACUUCUACCUCUCUCAGCAGCCACAUUCUUUGAAAUACAUGAAAUUACUAAUUAGUGGUCACAAAUUCAAACUAAAUGCCUGAACUUGAAGUAUCUAUGUAUCGCUAAUAUUUUAACGACAAGUACUGUGUGUACUUAACGACCAAAUCCAAUUACUGAUGCUAUAUCUCCGUUUGUGCAGUCUGUACUUGCCUGUAACCUUGUUAAACCACAUCCGUUUUAAAUUUACCCGCCCGAGUAUUCUUCAACACUGAGGUGAAAUAA
Messenger RNA from Bolinopsis microptera, 5245 nucleotides. Its product is annotated as tensin-1-like. Gene Ontology annotation, molecular function: protein tyrosine phosphatase activity. Gene Ontology annotation, biological process: protein dephosphorylation. The transcript has 4 exons. The record is from RefSeq and is a predicted model, not a curated record. NCBI's taxonomy places the organism in Eukaryota, Metazoa, Ctenophora, Tentaculata, Lobata, Bolinopsidae. Bases 1195 to 4518 code for a protein of 1107 amino acids. Gene Ontology annotation, cellular component: focal adhesion.